AAUUCUUGAAUGAAAACAAACAAGGCAAUUGUAAAGUCUAUAUAAAGAAGCUCUAUCAAAAGCAAAAUAUACAAGUACAAGUGAGAAGUGUCCUUUAGUUUGUGAAAGAAACAACUACAAACAAUGGCCACUUCACUAACCCUAUUCAAAACAACCUUUGUUUUCUUCAUCAUCUUCACUCUCCUCACACACCAAGCCACGGCUGAUUGUGAAGCCGAAUCCAAAAACAGUUGCAACAACAAAGAGAAAGCCCUACCUCUAAAAAUCAUAGCCAUAUUUACCAUCUUAGCCUCAAGCAUAAUUGGCAUAACCCUACCCUUAGUGACACGUUCAGUCCCUGCCCUAAGCCCGGAAAACGACCUCUUCAUAAUCGUGAAGUGCUUCGCCGCCGGAAUCAUCCUCGGCACGGGGUUCAUGCAUGUGCUCCCGGAUUCCUUCGCCAUGCUCUGGUCGGAUUGCUUGAAGGAGAAGCCGUGGCACGAGUUUCCCUUUUCGGGCCUCGUCGCAAUGUUCUCCGCCAUAAUCACGAUGAUGGUUGAUUCCUUGGCCACUAGUGUUUACACCAAGAAGUGUAGGACUACUAGUGAGGUUGUUCCUGGUGAGAGCAGCCUUGAAGGUGGUGAGGAAAAUUUAGAGAUGGGUGCUGUUAACUUAGGGCAUUUCCAUGGUCACCACCAUGCUCAUCAUGAGACUAAGAUGGAUGGCAAAGAGUCGCAGCUUCUACGUUAUCGUGUUGUUGCCAUGGUAUUAGAACUUGGAAUUAUUGUUCAUUCAGUGGUGAUAGGACUUGGCAUGGGAGCCUCAAAUAACACGUGCACAAUAAGAGGUCUUAUAGCCGCCAUGUGCUUCCAUCAAAUGUUUGAAGGAAUGGGUCUUGGUGGGUGCAUUCUACAGGCUGAGUACAAGUUUUUAAAGAAGGCCAUCAUGGUGGUCUUUUUCUCCAUCACAACCCCAUUUGGAAUUGCCUUAGGAAUUGCAAUGUCCACGACCUACAAAGAGAACAGCCCAAGUGCCCUAAUCACCGUGGGUUUGCUUAAUGCAUCAUCUGCUGGGCUUUUAAUCUACAUGGCUUUGGUUGACCUUCUCUCUGCUGACUUCAUGAGCCCAAGGUUGCAGGGUAGCAUUAAGCUUCAAUUAAAAUCUUACGUAGCUGUGUUUUUGGGUGCUGGUGGCAUGUCUCUAAUGGCAAAAUGGGCUUAAUUUUCCCUUACGCACGUGUGGUGUAAGCAAUAAUGUUAUAGAACAUUUUCAAAGUUGACAACAGCUUUGAUAUGUUCCAUUUAAAUAGGAAGUUUGACCCUCUAUAUCCAGAAGACAGAGUUUACGUUUACUCGUUAAACCAAGUAUUUUAUAUAUGUUUGUAUUUUUUCUUUUUUUAUUUACAAUAGUUGUAUACUAUCUAAAUAUCUCUACCACUAGGCCAAUCCAAUUGUGGCUGUUAUUUUAUGUUUGUAUUUGACUAAAUAAAUAGAAAAUAAAGUGAUCUAGAUCUGCUGCUUUGAAUUA
Molecule: messenger RNA, 1506 nt
Organism: Glycine soja
Lineage: Eukaryota; Viridiplantae; Streptophyta; Magnoliopsida; Fabales; Fabaceae
Product: fe(2+) transport protein 1-like
Exons: 3
Coding region: 124-1200 (358 amino acids)
Biological process (GO): zinc ion transmembrane transport
Cellular component (GO): plasma membrane
Molecular function (GO): zinc ion transmembrane transporter activity
Source: RefSeq, a predicted model, not a curated record